AUGCAUAUCUACGCCCUAGCAGUCAUCCUGGCCCCACCGAAAGGGCCGAGCGCGAUCCUGAGCUCUGCGCAUGAACUCUCUAGCUUCUCGUUCUUGCAACGCGGCUCUGUCGGCGAAUUCAUGACGUUCUUCUCUAAGACGGUUGCGGACAGGACGCAGCAGGGGCAGAGGCAGACGGUACAAGAGAACAACUACACUGCACAUGUAUACAACCGGGGCGGGGCGGAGCAACUCGCUGGUGUCAUCAUCACUGACCACGAGUAUCCUGUCCGACCUGCCUUCUCCCUCAUCACGAAAUUGCUCGAUGACUUCACCGCGAAAGUGCCCCAAAGCCAGUACUCCAGCCCCGGUACUAUCAACUUUUCCGAGAUCAACACGUACUUGCAGAAGUACCAGGACCCGAGACACGCAGACAACAUCAUGCGUGUACAGGCAGAGCUUGAUGAGACCAAGAUUAUUUUGCACAAGACCAUGGAGUCCGUACUGCAACGCGGAGAGAAGCUGGACGACCUCGUCGACCGCUCGCAGGCUCUGUCUAUGCAGAGCAAGAUGUUCUACAAGACUGCUAAGAAGCAAAACUCCUGCUGCACGGUCAUGUAA
Molecule: messenger RNA, 600 nt
Organism: Peniophora sp. CBMAI 1063
Lineage: Eukaryota; Fungi; Basidiomycota; Agaricomycetes; Russulales; Peniophoraceae
Source: the annotation of a GenBank genome assembly